Molecule: messenger RNA, 558 nt
Organism: Rotaria socialis
Lineage: Eukaryota; Metazoa; Rotifera; Eurotatoria; Philodinida; Philodinidae
Source: the annotation of a GenBank genome assembly
AUGAAAACUUUAUUUCCUGAUCAGAAACAAGGUCUUCUAUCUGGUUCAAUUCUUCUCUCAAAUGUUUACUCGUCUUUGGGUAAAUACGAGCAAGCAAAAAAUCUUCGAUAUCAUGAAAAAAAAGAAUUAGGAGUGAAAGUAAAAAUUGGUUUAUCAUGGACAGAAGUGUAUGGCGAGCUAGUGAGGUUUAAAGCUCAUGAUCAUUCUCAUCCGCGAUCAUCAGAAAUCUAUGCUGAAUUUGAUCGUUUAUCAUCUAUCUUGAUUAAAUAUAAUUAUAAAUUUGAUUCCACUUGGAUAACUCGUCAAAUGAAUGAAGAAGAAACAAUAGAAUCUGUUUUAUGUGGUCAUAGUGAAAAAUUAGCCAUUGGUUUUAAUUUAAUCCAAAAGCCUAUUCCAGAAUUUAUUCAAAUUACUAAAAAUCUUCGUGUUUGUGGUGAUUGUCAUGAAUUUACAAAACUUAUAGCGAAAUUUUAUCAACGUAAUAUUAUUGUUCGUGAUGCAAAUCGUAUCCAUCAUUUUUAUCCAAAUGGGCAAUGUUCUUGUCAAGAUCAUUUCUAG